This is a messenger RNA of Symbiodinium sp. CCMP2592, 8319 nucleotides long. The record is from the annotation of a GenBank genome assembly. NCBI's taxonomy places the organism in Eukaryota, Dinophyceae, Suessiales, Symbiodiniaceae.
AUGGAGUCAGGCAUGAGGCGAAGAAGAGCUGCUAGUUUGGGGCCUUCAGGGGAUCGCCCCAACCCGUUCUGGAGCGAGAGGGCUCAGGACACAUUCAGUCUGCAGCAGGCAAGGCCGCGAGACCUCCCACAGUUAGAAACCGCUGAGGGUGCGGAAGGGCCAGCUUCGGACAUUGUGGUGAGAGCAUCUGAGACAGCUAGUGGUGCAGUGGGUUUGGAGGAUGAUCGCGACUCUCGCGCCGCGAUAGGACUGCCCAACACUGGAACAGAGGAAGACCAUGCAAUCGUGGGUCAGGCUUCUGAGUCUAGUGUAGCUGCCCAUAAGGGCCAGCCGUCUCCGGAAGAUGUUCGGUUAUCGCAGCAAAGGGCUGCGGAGGUACCAAUUUCAGAUGAGUGGGCUUCAGAGGGAGGCAAUACAAACAGCGUGGCUCAUGGUGAAAGUUCUGGGGAUGGAACGCCUAGAGACGCUGUGCGUACGCCCGAGGAGCUUCGAUGGUUGAUCAGAGGUCUGUAUGAGGGAAUGCAGAGAACUUCAAGCGACGUUCAAAGGCUAUCAGCGCAGAUGGCGAAUCUUCAGGGGCAGGUUGCAGAUCAAGUCAUUGAGAUGAAAGGUCACCUUCAGGGUGAAAUGAGUGGCUUGACGUACCGACUGGAGAGGUUAGAACACAAAUCGUCAUCAGCGGGUUCCAUGCAUAGCGCUUUGGAGUUGGCUGGAGUGGAUCAUACAAAUGAUUCUGGAGUGACUUUGGGAAUGAACGCUGGAGAUGCAAGCUCUGUGUGGUUUGGCGGUUUGGGUGGUGACCCUUCUGUAGCCGCCCCCCAGGGCUGGCCGAGUGAACAGCCGUGUAGCGUCAGAGGUUCUCCGGAUGUACAGAAAGCGCGUGUAGAGGGUGAGAAGGUUUGGGAGGAUUUGCCAAAACCCCCGAAAGACCCUCCAAACGCAGCCGUAGGCAACCAUGAAGGAGAUGAGGUGCAAGGAUUGUCGGGAGUUGUGCCGGUGAGGAUGGGAGGAAGAGUUGUUCGUGGGAUGUGGAGUUCCACGGGUGAACUUGUGUUGUUGGAUCGUCCACCAACUCCGCCACCCAGGCCACCAGCCAGCACACCGCCGCCGACACCACCGAAACCUCCACCUCCGAGUGAAACCGUAGUCCCCAACCCGAUGCAGCAUGGCACGAAUACAGUUCCACAUGAGCAUGUUGAGAGUGUGCAGAGUGGAGUGCCAGAGAGGGUUGACAGUCAUGUUCUAAGCAGUGCUGUGGAUGCUGGCCUUGACAGUCUCUUUGCAAGCAGUCGUGUGCAUGUUGUUCGUGAGGGUGCAGCGGAAACCUCGUCGGAUCAUCGUGUGUUCGGUCCGGGUGGUAGAGACCCCUUCGCGGUAGGAGAUCGCGUGAUGUGGGAUUUGCCCGUGUUGGGACCGGUGAGUGAAACCAACCCUGCUUUAAGAGCCUCGGAUUGGUUGUACAAGAUUAAACCCCUUAUGGCGGAUUUGAGCUCUGGUUCCGCGUACUGGUGGGAUAGUGUUGUUUCGGAGGCUCAGAAAGCUUAUGAUCGAUAUGCUUCGUCUUCGUCGACUUUGCGUGGAUCGAUUGUGGGGGAGCUGAGUGGGGAAUUGGGUGACCCGCGGUACACUAGGCUUGAAGCGAGAGCGCUGGCGAUGCUUAGUAGAGCGGUCCCGGACAGUGUGUACCAGCAGGCCCUCGCGAGUCGGUCGUUGUCGACGGUUGGGUUGUUGUUUCAAGUGUUGAAAUCCUUUCAGCCUGGAGGGCUUUUGGAAAGGCAGUCUUUGUUGAAAGGGCUCGGUGAGUUACCCGUCGCCGCGACCGCACACCAGGGAGUUGAGACUCUGCAAACAUGGUUUCGUUGGUUAGCGCGCGCGAGGUCUAUGUCAGGAGUCCAGGUGCCGGAUUGUUCCAUUCUGCUUGCUGCUUUGGACAAUGCUGGAAAGACUUUGCUUAGCUCGAAUCCUCAAGUUGCGUUUCGAUGUUCGGUUUAUCGGAACAUGCACAACUUGGAUCGCAAUCCAACCCUUGCUGGAGUUGAGGAGUACGGCAAACAGAUGUUAGCCGAGUUUGAGGACUUGUCUGUGAAUGUUGAUGUUACGGAAAGCCCCAAACGCAAGAACCCGAAACUCAACAAGGUCACUGAGGACAAGGGCGGCAAGGGAGGUAAGAGUAGUGGGAAGGAUGAGUCCACAGGCAAGGGGGCCAAACCAUGUUGGGGAUGGUCUAAGCCUGAAGGGUGCAAGCAUGGGAAUACCUGCACGUUUAAACAUGAUGCUGAAAAGAGUGGUCCACACUGCUACAACUGCGGAGCGGAGGACCACUACAGGAAUGCAUGCGCGAGGCCAGGAGGUGGUGCAAAGAAAAGCGAGAACCAGGAGGCCAGUGAGGGAGAUAGCCAAAAGGGUGCAGGCAAAGGUGAUAAAGGGAAAAAGGGUGGAAAGAAAGGAAACCCCCAGAAACCGCAAGUCAACAAAACGGUGAUUGAGGAGGAACCCCCACCUGCCCCAACCAAUGGUGGUGACCCCAGUGCCUCUGGCCCCGCUGAUAUCGUUGCCGAUGUCUCGCAACUGCUGAAAAGCAUGAGGCUAGCUGCCCUAAGGACCAGUCAGCCUCAGUACUUGGACAUUUCGGAUGAGCAGGAUUGUGAAUCAGCUGAUUGCCCAAGGCUCGAUAGCUUCGCUGAGGAACCAGGUGAGGUUGAGGUGUCCAGCGCUCCGAAAGGAGACGCCGCUGAUGCUUAUGACCGUUGGUUUGGAUUGAGUGCUUUUGAGGCGUGCACGCGGGACUCAGUUGAUCUUCAGUCGUUUGACGGGGCUGGUGAACCAUCCAUCCGCUUGAAAGCAUUGUCAAACUCAUGUGAGCGUCCUGGUUUUGCCCUUGUGGAUGGGGGUGCCACCAAUGGGUUGCGAAAUGAAGCGUGGAAAGGGGAAGCUCAAACGCUCAGCCAAGUGAAGGUGUCGUUGGCCGUUGGCCACACCACGUUGGGAAUGACAGAUGCUGGGGUUUUGGUUUCACCCAGACCUACUCAGGUCAUCUUGCCUAUGCGCUACCUGCAUGAGCUUGGGUAUGGGAUGAGUUGGAAAAAUGAUGGGUACCGGAUCUGGAGGGGUGGUGAAAGCCUCAAGGUGAAGCUGGAGGACGGUUGCCCCACCAUCCCCGAGAAGCGUGCCCUGCAGUUGAUGUGUGAGUUUGAACAACUUACCAAAACCAAGACUUUACGUUUGAGGUCCUUGAAAGCCGUGUGUAAACAACCCGUUGUCGAGAACCCGGUUGAAUGGUUGAGCGAGCGCGUGCAUGAGAAAGGAGCAGACCUACCUGUUGAGGACUUGGUCAGAUUCUUGCGUAGCUGGGCACCAAACCUUCCGGAAGAAGUUGUGUUGUCGUCGGUUGCCGCGCUUGAUUCUGAAGGCCUCAAAACCCCCUGGAAUCACAAGGCUAGGAGGUCGCACGCUCGGGGAAACUUGUUGAUCCAUUUGUUUGGCGGGCUCCAACGGGAAACCAAACAGGCAUGGGGUGGAAACCUUGCGUUGAGCGUUGCAAAGGAGGGAGGCCACGACUUCCGCAAACCAGGAGUGCUGGGAUACUUGUAUGCCCUAGCUGCUGGGGGGAAGGUUGAUGGGAUUGUUGGGAGUCCUCCAUGCAUACAUGUAUCUGAGCGAGAGACGGCGCAUGCUUUUGAUGACACUUGUGUGCUUGUGCAGAUUGCGCUUCUUGUCAUUUUGGCACAUGUCAGCAAGAGAGAGGGAGUCUCGGAUGAGAGUCGUGAGGGUUCAGUCUUCGUCGCGCUAGAAAACACACGAAGUUCCGAUGAACACAUGUGGAAGGUUCUGCAAAAGACCUUAGGGCUCCGAAAAGCGACGUUUGAUCAAGGGGCAUUGGGUCAUGACGCGGUGAAACCUACUUGUAUUCUCACGGGCUCUUGGAAGCUAUACUCGUUUCUCCAGGGUAAGCAUGUUCCCAAGGAUCUCAGGUGGCAAUCGGAGCACCGCGAAUCGCUUGAAGGUCCAAUCGCUCAGAGUCGUGUUGCGGCGAUGUGCCCAAACCUCGUUGAUGCGAUUCGUGAGUCUUUUCAAUGUUGGGUGAAAUCGUCGGUCGUUGAGCGGGAGCGUGAGAGUGAAGAGAUUGCUGCUGUGAAAGUCCUGUCAAAACAGAAGAAAGACAUGUGGCACAAGCAUCUCAUGCAUGAUCAUGUUCCUUUCAGGCGUGAUUGUCCAGUUUGUGUUGCAAGCGCAGGAAGGUCCAAACCUCAUAGGCGCCAGAGUUGCCCAAAGACCCAAGUCCUUAGCAUUGAUGUUGCAGGCCCAUUCACUUCAGGAGUCGACUUGUUCCACAAUGGAUGCCAGAAGUAUGCACUGGUAGCAAGUUUGACGCUUCCGGGAGGGGAUGCUCAUGAUGACAGGGAUCUGGAUGCUCGUGAUGAAGGGAAAGGGGGCCAAGAUUGCGAUCUCAGGGGAGGCGUAGGCCCCCUCGCCAUGCAAGACUUGUUUGGGAGUGACGAAGACAACGAGGCUGAGGACGAGCCUGUUGUCGCUGCCCGAGAGGGUGUGACGAAAGGGGAAGCCAAGGAGGGAGAUGAGAAGCCUAAUGGGGGGAAGGACUGCCUCGAUGAGCCUUUAGAGUCUCUUCCGGUUAGAACCCUGAAGUUUGCUAUUCCCAUGAAAAGUCGCAAACAUGAGGAAGUGAGGUAUCAUCUCAUGUCGUUGGUUGCUCGAUUGAAAGCGCUAGGACUGCAUGUUGCACGAGUGCAUAGUGACAGAGCGCGUGAGUUGAUCUCGCCUAAGCUGAAAACUUUCUUGUAUGAGCAAGCCAUUGAUGUUUCGCAUACUAGCGGGGAGUCGCCGCAACAAAACGGUAGAGCUGAAAGCACCGUGGGAUGGGCGAAGUCCAGGGCCCGGGCGCUGCUGCAGGCAGCGGGGUUGGAAAACAAGCAAAACGCCCAUGGAACAAAUCAGCCUUCGAAAAACCUGGGUGACGGCUACCUGCAGUGCAGGACCAUGGAGGAGUUAGAACAGGAUGCCAAGGAUUUGUUUGAGGAAGAAUGGAGUGAGAGCACGGCCAAGGAGUUGGUGGAGGAGCUUGCGCAUGUCGGGUUCCCAACCAAAAAGCCUGAUGGAAAGCGGGUUUCAACAGAUGGAUCCUACACGGUGUUUGGGAUGUUCGUCCACGGCGGAGUGGUUGGGAUUACCAGUGUCACCAAACGUUUUUCCAACUUAGCGCGCCUUCUUGCUUGGUAUGUGCACUCUUACUUUCCCGAAGAGACGUUCACUUCCAUCAUGGUGAGUUCUGGUGUGGUGAUGCCUGUGCACCAAGACAAGUACAACCUUGUGGGUUCCAACAAUUUGUUGUUGAGGCUGAGUGAAAGGGAGCCUGAUGAUGGGGUUUGGGUGGAGUGCAAGGACGGGGGAGAGCUGAUUGGAAAGGAGUGGGACCUGGAAGGGAGGAAAGGCCAAAUCCUGGAGAUCCCACCCGAAGGUUUGAAGCUUGAUCCUAGGAGCCGUCAUGCCACGUCUCCACUGGCCCAUCGAGCGAGUCGCAAGGUUCUUAUUGGGUACACACUCACAGCACACCAUAAACUAAGCGAGGCCCAAAGACUUGAGCUGACUGAGCUAGGUUUUGCGUUGCCUGAAAGGGUGUGCUCCCUGGAGAGUGUGAGCGUGAGCGGUGUGAGAGACCAGAAAGAGGUGUUGGUUGAGCUGCCUGAGCCAGUCGUUGAGGAAGGAUUCUUUGAGGAGAUCGUGCAAAGGCAUAGCAGACUGUCCCAAACCUUGCUAGAGUGGAAGAGGGACAUUCUGUCUACAGGCGCUGGUGAGGUGGAUCAGGUUGUCCUCCGGCUGUGUAGUGACAUGAUGCAAUCACUUGCGGAGCUUGAGGAGCUAGCGAGUAGCAUCCAGCCUAAUUCCGAGAAAACCACCACUGGCUUGUCCCUCAAAUCCCUUGGUGAGGUUACGUACUUGAAUGGGGAGUCCCCUGAUCCCUCGGAAGCGUUUCUUCAAACUAGGAUCGUAUCCCAAAGCGAGGUUCUUGAUGAGUUGGAUCUGUGGUUGGAGGCCAUUAGAAGCGAGUACCGGUCGCUGACAGAAGAAAGUUGUGCCGUUGAGCCAACGACUGCGGAAGCGGUUGAGAAACUUGUCAAAGACGGUCUCGUUGAUCAGGUUCUUCCUGUUAAGCCCGUCAUGGUGCGAAAGCAAGGCAGCGGAAAGCGAAAAGUUCGGCUCUGUGUGGCUGGAAACUACGAAAAGAAAGACGGUGAAGAAGAGGUGUUUGCUGGAGGCGUUGACGCCGUCACCGUUCGUUGCACGUUGAAGCUAAGCGCGGUGAACACUUGGAAGACGGCGAUUGGGGACAUCAAAGCAGCUUUCCUCAAUGCGCCGAUUCCAGAUGCCCCCAACCAGAAGCUCAUCGUGUGCAAACCUCCGACGCUGUUGAUCAAAGCCGGGCUCGUGAGUCCUAACGAACGCUGGAUUAUUAGAAAAGGGCUCUACGGGCUUAGGCGCUCACCUAGGUGGUGGAGCAGACACCGCGACAGCACGUUGCAAAAGGUCAGGCUGAAGCUUGGCUCUCAAGACGUUUGGUUGAAACAAAGCCAAGCAGACCCCAACAUGUGGUUGGUGUUUGCCGGAAAACCGUCUCAACAGUCAAGCGGCCCAUCAGGGCACGCCGGUUGCGAGGAGACAUUGGUGCAUGAUGGGACUCCCUGCGGUGUUCUCUUGUGUUACGUCGAUGACAUCCUUGUGACUGGUCCGGAUCUGUUGGUUGACGCGCUGAAACAGCACAUCUCGUCGCUGUGGACCAUGGGGCGAUGGGAGGAUGUGUUGCCUGGUGGUUCGGCUGUUUCCUACCUUGGUAUGUCCAUCAAAAAGGAUGUGGACGGUACCAUCACGUUGAGCCAAGAGGACUACGUGAAAAGCGUGUGCGAAAAGUACGAAGUGACGGAAACCCUGCCUACUCCAACUCAUGGGUGGACUGAACCUUCUGAGGAGGAUAGCCCCGAGUUGCAGGAUGUUCGUGCUGCGCAGAAGGUCCUCGGUGCGCUCAACUGGUUGGUUUGUCGCACGCGCCCAGACAUUGCAUUUGCAGUUCAACGCUUGAGCUCGUACGCGUUGAAGGCCCCUAAAGCUGUGGUGAAGGGUUGCAGUGUUGUGUUGGCGUACCUUCUUGGCACAAAAGACUUGGGUCUGAGUUACUCUGCUGUGUCUGAAACGUGGGGUGUCGAAGGACAGUUGCCUUUUCCUCAGUCGUUGAACGGUCUUAGGAUCGAAACGGACGCGUCGCAUGGGCCUUCUGGGUCCAGAAGUCAGCAGUGCAUGUUGGCGUUCUGGCACGGCUCAGUAGUGGCGUGGGAGUGCUCGAGGCAGGCCUUGACGGCUCUGUCGAGCGCAGAGGCAGAGUUGAUCGCAUGUCUUGCUGGUGUUCAGAUCGGUGAAAGCGUUUUGCCGAUUUUGGUUGACUUGCGCCAGUCGGAAGUGCAGCCAUGUCUGGUGAGUGACAAUGCUGCGGCCAUCUCUCUCGUGAACAACGAGGGUGGCGCGUGGAGAACUCGGCACCUGAAGAUGCGAGCUCAAGCCGCCCGUGAGCGUAGAGAAAGUGGUGCCUGGUUGUUUGCUCAUGUUGCUGGUAAGCACAAUGCUGCAGACGUAGGAACAAAGGUUCUGCCGACUCCUCGGUUCCGUGAGUUGAUCUCGUUGUUGGGAAUGGCCCCCACUUCGCUGCAGAUGUCCGUAAAGGCGGUGUCUGUGCAAGAGAUCGGAGAAUCCCUGAAUGCAUCCUACGACGUCAGAGGGUUUACACCUACUGAGCCUUUCCUGCGGGCUGUGAAAUACUUUGAGAUCAUCAAGACGGGGAUGCAGGGAGAUGCAGAUCUGAAGAAACUAGACAAGCUCAGGAGUGAUCUCUGGUUGAUUGCAUUAGUCUUGGUGAUUGUCAUCAUGAUUUGGGAGCUUGUCAAGUUUGCUUCUCAGAAGGCUGUUGUGAAGGUGAAGAAGCUGGCACGUGCCUUAGUUGCCUGUCCGGAGCCUCAAGGUGAAGACUUUUGGAGUCUUGACGAGAAGCUGCUUACUUUGACACGCCAUCAUGUUGUACCACGCAAGCUGAUGUAUACGCCUUUGUUUGUGGAUGCCCCAGUUUCCGCAAACAGAGUAGUAGGAACCAGAAUCACCUACGCCAUGUUUGAAGACCACUCACAGACCAGAGUGAGGGAUGACGUGUGGAGCAACCCUCACCCGACUUCCUUGAAAAAGAUGUGGCGAGGUCAAACUGUUUUCCUCUUGAGGCCUGUUGUGGUCUCUGAAGACCUCCCGCUUAGGAGAAGGAAGUGCUAG